This is a messenger RNA of Caenorhabditis sp. 36 PRJEB53466, 1985 nucleotides long. Lineage: Eukaryota; Metazoa; Nematoda; Chromadorea; Rhabditida; Rhabditidae. The record is from the annotation of a GenBank genome assembly.
AUGGGAAACCAGUGGACGGUCCGCCCCAACCACUCGCAUUCCGCUCAUCCCGCUCAUCCCAUUCCCAUUCUCUGUUCCAAUGGUUCACACACGUGUCUUCUCUUCUUUCUCCUGAAUUGAUCGGUUUCCAGGGACCGCGGCCAUCACCAUGAACACUGAUGAAGACUCUCGCGACUCGGGAAUCUGCGAUAUGGAGGAAGGCGCCCCCACUUCCUUCGGGUCUUUUCAAUCCGCUGUAAGUUUUCAUCACCACUCUUAUUUUCUUCCCUUUCCAACUUAAUUCUUCUUUUCAGUCUCAUCAAAGCGAAGCGAUGGAAGUGGACGAGAUCGAGAACACGGAACCCGAUGACGGCUCCUUGAUCCAAUCGAACAGGACAACGAUUAGGUGAGAGUUUUGGCACUCGACGGGAUCCGGAUUCUCGAUUUCGAUGUGAACCAUAAGUUCUUUUCGUUAUCUUUUAAACAUUGACAGAUAUCGCCGUCACGAACUUUGCAUAAUUUCCAAACUUACAGUAGAAGAAAGAGCCAGGUCCGACUUUUCAACGGAGUUGAAGAGUCCCCUAAGUCUGCGCUAUUGUUAUUCCGUCGUCCCACCUUGACUAUACGAUCGAAGAACGGAAGUCGAAAGCGGUUCGGAGAUGGCGACGAAUGGGUUCCUUUCAAGAUGGGGAAAACGCAGGAGACGCCGAGGGCUUCCGAUCACUACCAUCUCGAGUCGAUGAAGGUGGACGAAGAGGAGGAGCAGAUGAUGGACGAUAUCAUGCUGGCACACCAACACCACCAGUUCCACCAGUCGACAUCCCAACAAAGUCUCCGAACUUCUUCAGGCAGUUUACAGCGUCAUCACACCGUCGCCUCCAUGAUGGGUCAUUUGGACGAGGAGGAAAUGGAGGAGGAGGAGCAGGACGAAAGCCAUCUCGUCGUUCGCUAUCAGCUGAAGACCCUCCGGACCUGGUGCUCGACUCUCUACCGUCGAAUCGAUGCAAACACGCUCAUCUACAUACUCUCGACGCUGACAUCUGUCGAAUUUCAGGCAAAGUUCAUUUUGGUCGAUUGUCGCUACCCGUUCGAGUUCGACGGAGGGCACAUCAAGGUGAGCAGUUCGCUAUAUCGUAAUCCUUCCGAUGAUUACAGCACGCCGUCAAUUUCUACGACCGCGACAACGUGGCCACGUUCUUCUUCGACGAAACGGGCAAGCCUCGCUCGAACCGCGUCCCCAUCUUUUACUGCGAAUUCUCGCAAAAGCGCGGUCCUUCGAUGGCGUACGCUCUCCGAAAAGACGACCGUCAACGCAACGUGUGCAACUAUCCGAACUGCAGUUACGAGGAGAUGUACGUACUCGACAAGGGAUUCCGCAACUUUUACCAUAUUGUGCAAGCUGAACCUGUGAGUUUGCGCCCACUUGAUUUCACAAGUAGAAGAUAUCUGGUUUAGGAGCAGAAGGAGGAGCUGUGCCAACCGAACAGCUACGUGGAAAUGAACGACGUGCGGUUCUCGGGAGAGCUCAAGAAGUGGAAUUUCCAUGUUGAGCACAGAAGAUCGGGACAGACUGUGCAGAGGGCUGAGUGAGUGUUCUGGGAUGGUCCACCAGACGGGAAAUCUAUCGUAUCGAUCGAGAAUCACUUCAGAAAAUCACAUUUAGGCAUUUCGCGACGACGCUCUGCCGCUCCGCUACUGCCGAUCCGGCGCUCAUCACCCGCAACCUCCGCUCCACCUCUUUCCUCUCCACGUCAACCUUCUCUUCCUGCUCCGCGUCUUCGGUCUUCUCGUCUUCUGCCUCGACGUCUUCCACGUCAUCGUCCGUCGUCGUGUCAACCUCGACGAAUGAGCGUUCAACGCCCGCCCUGCACCGGACCGCUUCCUCGCGUCGCAAUCUUUUCGACGUGAACAACUCGCCGACCAACUUCGACCGGCCCGCCCAGCUCCAGAGCUCUCCGUCGCCGCCACGAGAGGACUUGGUGCUGAGACCGCCACAGUUCACGUAG